ACUUGCAUAUGAAGGAAGUGAAGGAACUAUGUUGCAAUUAGAAUCGGACGUGGAAAUAUUCUACAUAUUUCUUCUUCUUUCAAAGCCUUUUGAAUAGAUUGAACGUUUAAGAGAGACGCAGAAUGCUUGAGACUUGUGUUUCUCUGAUGAGGACUCUUAGGUGCAAAGCAAACCCAAAACAAGUUCAUGAUCCAAAGACAAGUAGUAGGAGUAAUCAGAAACCACACUCAGGUUCAGGUACACUUGAGCAGCACUCAAAUAUCGAAGCUUUCAUCCAAGAAAGCAAGAGGAACUUAAGAAAAUCAUCAAGUUUCAAUCCCAAAAACCAUGAAACUGUUCUUGAUGGCUCAAACAGUGACACUUGUCGAUGUUGUACUCCUUGUCCUCAAAGCAACAGUGGCAGCAUCAAAGAUUCAGAAGGUUCUUCUCAUAGAACAAGAAGGACAGCACCAACAACUACAAGUAUGUUGGAUCAGACAGAUUCUUCUGAUGUUGUUUCAAUGUUGAUAUGUCAGAAAUGUGGUGAGAAACUGAAAAAUCUUGAUGCUGUUGAACCACACCAUAUCUCCAACCAUUCAGUCACUGAACUUCAAGAAGACUCAUCUAGGCAGAUUAUAGAAACAAUAUGUGGAACAAGUUCAGUUAAUUCUGAAAACAUUUUGGGGCAGAUUGAUUCCAUCUUAAAAGUCCAGAACAUGCCAAAGACACUUGCUUGCUUUGAGGAAUACAGGGAAAAGGUGAAGAUUAAGGCUGAAAAGCUACAAAAGAAUCACCCUCGUUGCUUAGUUGAUGGAAAUGAACUUUUAAGGUUCCAUGGAACAAACAUUGCAUGUUCUCUAGGCACAAACAGUUCUUAUAGCCUCUGCACGUUAGACCAUUGUGGUGCAUGUCAAAUUCUGAGGCAUGGCUUCUCCACCAACAAGGAAUUCCAAUGUGCAUUAGGGGUUUACACCACUUCCACAAGUGCAAAAGCAUUUGAUUCCAUUGUGCUAUCUAAUGAGAGACAAUUUGAAAGAAAGACAGUUAUUGUGUGCAGAGUGAUAGCUGGGAUAGUUUAUUCUCCUCAUACUCAAGAAAAGGUUGAUCAUUCAGAGUUUGAUUCAUUGGCAGAAAAAAUAAGUAAUCAUUCAGAUUUUGAGGAACUCUAUGUAUUGAGUCCCAGAGCUUUGCUUCCUUGCUUUGUGGUAAUCUACAAGCCACAAACAGUGGAAAUUAAAAGGCUCAACUCAAGCUUAAGGAUAAGUAGCUAGCUUCUAUAACAUGAAGGUUGUCAUGUUGAGUUUGUCAUUCUUCUCAAAUAUUAUAGAGCUUGAUAGUGAUUUAUAGAUAAAA
Molecule: messenger RNA, 1332 nt
Organism: Lotus japonicus
Lineage: Eukaryota; Viridiplantae; Streptophyta; Magnoliopsida; Fabales; Fabaceae
Exons: 2
Coding region: 123-1250 (375 amino acids)
Source: RefSeq, a predicted model, not a curated record